Molecule: messenger RNA, 704 nt
Organism: Tricharina praecox
Lineage: Eukaryota; Fungi; Ascomycota; Pezizomycetes; Pezizales; Pyronemataceae
Product: Nitroreductase-like protein
Exons: 3
Coding region: 93-704 (203 amino acids)
Biological process (GO): cellular response to oxidative stress
Source: RefSeq, a predicted model, not a curated record
CACUCAAGUCCACUUCCAUCAGAUCAACACUUCCUCGCACCUUCAACCCCACCACAAUCACCAGCCGUUUCUUCUCAACCAAACCCGCAAACAUGACUCUCUCCGCCGCUACCUUCCUCGAGGCCGUCAAGCACCGCCGCAGUCACUACGCCCUUGAGGCCAAGUCCCCGAUCGCCGACUCCAAAAUCGUCGAGAUCAUCCAGGAGACCGUGAAGCACGUUCCCAGCAGCUUCAACUCGCAGACCGCCCGCGCCAUCGUUCUCCUCGGAAAGGAGCAUCAGAAGCUGUGGGACAUCACGAUCGAGUGCCUGCGCCCGAUCGUCCCCGCCGAUGCCUUCCCCGCCACUGAGGGAAAGCUCAACAUGUUCAAGGCCGCCUACGGCACCGUUCUCUGGUUCGAGGACCAGACCGGUGUCAAGGCCAUGCAGGACGCUUUCCCCAUCUACGCCGACAAGUUCCCCAUCUUCUCCGAGCACGCUUCGGGAAUGAACCAGUACGUCGCGUGGACCGCGCUCGAGGCCGAGGGCUUCGGUGCUAACCUCCAGCACUACUCCCCCAUCAUCGACGAGAAGGUCCGUGAGGAGUGGAACGUCCCCGAGAGCUGGCUCCUGGAGUCGCAGCUCGUCUUUGGAACUCCCACCGCUGUGCCCGGAGAGAAGACCUUCAACCCCAUCGAGGACCGCGUCAAGGUGUACGGUGCUUAA